GGUGGGGAGGUGUCUGGUCGGUGCGUGUGUCCUCACCACAGUGCAGGCGACCACUGCGAGAAGUGCACGCCACUCUACAACGACCGUCCCUGGAGGCCUGCCAACGGGAGCACCGGACACACAAAUCCAUGCCAAAAGAGCGAGUGUCACGACCAUGCAGACAGCUGCCACUUCUCCCAGCGAGCAUGGCUCUCCACUGGAGGCCAGAGCGGCGGGGUCUGUGAUAGCUGUAGGCACAACACCUUUGGGCACAGGCUGCUGGUGUGACCCCCAAGGCUCCCGGUCUCCACAUCCUGGAGACGAGGGAACCUGUUGCCAUCAUCGGAGUGAACAGUGCAAGUGUCAAGCUGGUGUUGGGGGCACAAGCUGCACUCAUUGUAUGCCUGGCUAUUGGGGCUUCGGAGCCAAGGGCUGCAAAGCCUGCGCCUGGCCCAAUAGCUGUAAUCCCACCACUGGGCAGUGUCUGGACAGCAAUAUAAAUAAGUUGUUCAACAUACCCAGUGGUGGAAAAAUCCCUACUUUGGAUUCUCAAUUUGUCAUGGAUGAAGGGGCACAGUGGCCAAAAGUGCAGGCUGUCUCUGUGUUACACUCCUCAGUGAUUAAGGAGAGUGUGAUGUCAGCUCAUGACAAGGGCAGCCAUGCAGAGGUGCAGGUCAAAGUCCGCGAGGUCCUACGAUCGGAUCUAAUUGCGCUGAGCUCAGAGACCAUCAGCGUGUCCUGGACUAGCCGUGGGUGCACCAUCCUAAACCCAGGUAUGGAGUACCUGCUGGGAGGCCCAGAAGAAUCCAGCACAGGCCGUUUGCUGGUCACAAUACAGAGUGUGGUGGUCCCCUGGACCGCCAGAUUGGGCCUUCUCAUUACAGACAGCCGAAGAAGAGGAUGUCUAAGACGAACAGUCUCCAAAACAUUCAAGAAUUCAAUUCAGGAAGUAAGCAAAGGAGAGACUGAAAAUUACUGGUCACAAGUAGCGACACUAGCAGAAACCCACAAAAUAUUAAAGUUGAUGGUCAAAAGAUAGGUUAAUACUACUGUGGCAAUGCAAAGCAGUUAUUUUCAGUGCUGGCACUACGUAGUUUGCUAAGCUACAUAACGUUGCCAGCUUGCGAGCCGUAGUGUUUUAAAAGUGUGUACAUACUUCUUGAAUGGACGACCCACUCCCAAGCACUGGUGAGUUUCCUUUUUUUCCCCAUACAAUAAUACACUGGUGCUAGCCAUGAUAUAUUGUUGCCAUGAUUAAUGUGAAUCUGUCCACAUUGACCGGCGAAAUGUUUUCUGGUCCAGCCUCUGCAGUAUUUGAUUUGACAAAUUAGAGCCCACUACUCGCAUAUGACACGAUACAAUGGUAUCAGAAUACGUCUCGUAUUGUUGACACUGUCUGACCAAGAAUUUAUGGCAGUAGUCAAGCAUAGUGGAAUCGGGAAAGAACACAUUUUUCAUGUAGUCUGAUCCAGUCAUAAGGGAAGUAGACGAAAUUGCCCUUACAGAUAAAUUCAGUAAAGUUUGAUUGUCAGUCAUAAUUGAAUGUGUAAAUGUCUGGACUUUAUUACAUUAUUUUUUCAACGACAGUUGAUGGUUGAUAUUUUAUGGGUCGCAUGUCAGUGCAUCUGUUCAGUUUUCUGUUUAAAGGUAGCUGUUAUAUUUCUCACCAACUUUACUCACAACCAUGUUUUUAAAAGUUCCAUGGCAUUAUUGUGCUGGUCACCAUUAACGGAAUUCAGUAUCAGUGCCAAAGGGAACACAGACAAACAAAUGAAUUUGAGACUGGGUUGUGUGUGUAGAUAAAAGCUAAGCUAAAUGAAAACUUUCAAGAUGUUGUAGUUGCUCUGAAGCAUUUUAUAGCACAUACUAGCCCCCAACCCGCCACCCAAAAAAAUGUGAGCAAUCCAAACGCCACCAUCAUGAUACAUUAAAAUACAGUACAGUCAUGAAAAUAUUACUGUAAGUCUCUGUAACAUUUUGCACAGUUCGAACAUUAACACUGUACCUUCAUAUGGGAGAAUGUAUUAAAAAGAUGCAGUGAACUUGCACAGGGAUUCUUUUCCACACCACAAAGGGAUAAGUACCACACUUGGAGAAUCAUUGAGAUUUUGGAUGUUAUACAUAAAAACUCAAGGGUGAAGGUACACUUAGCACUCACAUGCAGGUGGGGGGGGGGGGUGCAGCAAAUUGACCUAGUUUGAUAAUUUCAUUAAUUUUUUCUGCUUGGGACUCAGCAGCAACAAAGUAAGGUAGAUAGCUGUGAAGGAUCAGGUCUAACAUGAACACACAAAUCAGAAAAGGGCUUAGAAAUGUUGAUUAAAACAUUUAGAUUCAUUUAUCUCCUGGGAGAAAUACACCUGUAUGUUUGACAAAUACAAUCAUACUUGUAUUGUCCAUAAAAUGACAUCUAAGGCAGUACAGCAGUUGUUCCGUGUGUUUUAUUGUGCAGGUUGUCAGCAAAAGAAUGAGUAUUUGAACACAAUUUCCAUAAGUAAGGUCAUACAGAACGUUUGGGAAUGGAAAUGCUCGUGACAUUUUUUUUUCUCAUGGGAAUAUGUGUUUAUUUUUCCAUUGACCAGGUCCAUGGAACCUCCCAGGAAUUGUUGCACA
This is a messenger RNA of Syngnathoides biaculeatus (alligator pipefish), 2589 nucleotides long. RefSeq names its product netrin-4-like. The transcript has 7 exons. The record is from RefSeq and is a predicted model, not a curated record. NCBI's taxonomy places the organism in Eukaryota, Metazoa, Chordata, Actinopteri, Syngnathiformes, Syngnathidae. The coding region runs from base 155 to 1018 and encodes 287 amino acids.